AUGGAUGAUUCCAGCUGUCCUCCUAACUGGAUUCUGACAGUGGGGACACCACAUGUGUUCACCUGUUUCGCUUGGGGAAACCCAGAACCAAUUGUUGAAUGCACUAAAGAUGGAAUGGCUUAUAGUCCUGGGAUUCUCCAGAACAUCACCAGAGAAUAUGCUGGAAGUUAUCUUUGUACAGCUACAAACAUCCAUGGCUCCAUCUCUAGAGCUGUGAGCAUCCAGGUGGAAUAUAAGCCAGAAAUGGAUGAAUCCAAUUGUCCAAGCAACUGGACAUUGGUGGAAGAGGCACUGCCAACUUUUCUCUGUAAAGCUGAUGGGUUUCCACCUCCUGAAAUUAUAUGCACCAAAGAUAAUAGAUCGUAUUUUCUCAGCCAAGGGCAAAGAAUCCUAGCUAACAAUGGAACCUUCUGGUGUAAUGCAACAAACCGACAUGGCAGUGUAUCCAAGGCAGUCAAGAUUACAGUUGAAAGUGAGUGUUGAUUAUAAAUACAACUGGUUUAUCCAUCUCUUACUUUCACCUGACAGGAAGACUUAUUUUUACUUUAUUUUUGUUCACACCAGGAAGCCCUGCAGUAUCGCUAAAGGUUAGGAGUCAUUUAUCUAA
Messenger RNA from Thamnophis sirtalis, 607 nucleotides. NCBI's taxonomy places the organism in Eukaryota, Metazoa, Chordata, Lepidosauria, Squamata, Natricidae. The record is from RefSeq and is a predicted model, not a curated record.